UGGAUUUUAUUUUGAUAGUCAACCUGUCGACCUCCACUUCCGGUGUGGGAGGUCACCGUCCCGGCUGAAGAUGGCGGCGCCCGACGAGUUAUUUUGCUGGGAAGGAGACUGGGGUUUACCGUCCGUCGACACCGACUGUCUGGUGGUUCAGGCCUACGCUCAGUUUGCAGGAGCUCCUCUCAAACUGCGAAAGAUCUGCAACCCCUGGAGGAGUCCGAGCGGGUCACUUCCUGCUCUGAGGACCAAUCAGAAAGAGACUCUGUGCAGGCCCUCUGACAUUAUUAUCCACCUCAGAAAACAGAAAUACAACGCGGACUUCGAUCUGUCGGCCAAGGAGGGAGCCGACAGCCUGGCCUUCAUCUCUCUGAUGGAGGAGAAACUCAAACCCGCCCUGAUCUACGCCUUCUGGGUCGAGCCAAAGAACUACGUGGACGUGACUCGCCGCUGGUACGCCGAGCACAUGCCGUUCCCCCUGAACUUCUUCCUGCCCGGACGAAUGCAGCGCAGCCAACUGGAAAAACUGCGACUGCUGCGAGGAAGCGAGAGCCUGGAGGCCGGAGAGGAGCUAGAGAAGGAGUUGUACCGUGAUGCUGCAGAGUGCAUGAACCUGCUGUCCCAGCGUCUCGGCUCACACAAGUUCUUCUUCGGGGACUCGCCUUCGUCUCUGGACGCCUACGUGUUUGGACACUUGGCGCCCAUCCUCAAGUCCAAACUGCCCAACGGGAAACUGCAGCAGCACCUGAAGUCUCUAGACAACCUGGACAACUUCUGCACCAACAUCCUGCUGCUUUACUUCCCCAGAGACGGCAGAGAGACCUCCAGUCAGAAGACGUCUUCUCAGUCUGAAGGCGGAGACUUUGAUCACGUCCCCAACAAGCGGAGGAAGCAGUUCCUGUCAGCUCUGGUGGCCCUGGGGGCCAUGCUGAGCUACGCCCUCCUGACCGGCAUGGUGUCCAUCCAACACGUCCAGCGGGAGGCGCUAGAGGUGCCGCCAGACCUGCACGCCGUCGGAUCUGAGGAGGAAGAGGGAGACGGCUGAGGACACGCAGGUCAAACUGCGGCAUCAUGGGACUUUAAUGACGGCGUAAAAACAUUCAGAUCAGUAAAUAAUUUGUUGUGUCGUACAGUGAAGAGUCUUUACUGUCACCAAAGAAAAGCAGACGCGUCGACGCGAAGCCCACCGAAUUAAAAAGAUGCCUCAGCAUCGUCAGAACGUGUACAGAAAUGAAUUAAAAGCUGAUUCUCUCUAUGUGGACUAACGAUCACUUUAGUUCAUUUUCCUUUCAGGAAGAAACGUGAAGCAGCGUUUUAAUAAUUUUUUAUUUAGUUUUUGGUUAAAGCGGUUCCAGAAUCUCUCAGAAGCCACGCCAACAUGUUGUGUGACAGAGCCGGAGUGUUUCUGCCUUCGACACAAUAAAUCUACACGUCAAAUACAAA
Messenger RNA from Scatophagus argus, 1437 nucleotides. Its product is annotated as metaxin-1-like. The coding region runs from base 71 to 1039 and encodes 322 amino acids. Gene Ontology annotation, cellular component: SAM complex. Gene Ontology annotation, biological process: mitochondrion organization. The record is from RefSeq and is a predicted model, not a curated record. NCBI's taxonomy places the organism in Eukaryota, Metazoa, Chordata, Actinopteri, Scatophagidae. The transcript is spliced from 8 exons.